AUGCAAUACUAUGGACAGUACGAACAUGAACAAAUACAAAAUUAUAAUGAAGAAAAUAUUACUAUUACUUUACACAAUCAAAAUAUAUGGGAUCAAUUUCAUCAAUUAACAAAUGAAAUGAUAGUAACAAAAGUUGGUCGUCGAAUGUUUCCAAUAAUUUCAGUUAAUAUUCGCGGAUUAGAUCCAGAAAAAAUGUAUACAGUUGAAUUAUCUUUUGAUCAAAUUGAUACUCAUCGUUGGCGUUUUGUAAGUUGUCAAUGGCAGCCUGGUUUAAAACCUGAUCCAGUUGUAAAUCGUUUAUCUUAUCAACAUCCAGAUUCACCAAAUUAUGGUCGAACAUGGAUGAAAGAGAAUAUUUCAUUUCCGAAAGUUAAAUUAACAAAUAAAGUCGAUAAUCAUGGCACAGGACAGGUUUUACUUAAUUCACUUCAUAAAUAUCGACCAAGAAUUUCUAUUAUUGAUGUUAUGACAAAAAAGAAAAUUUAUGAAACUAGUUUUAAUGAAACAGAAUUCAUUGCUGUUACAGCUUAUCAAAAUGAAGAAGUAAAAGCAUUAAAAAUACGAUAUAAUCCAUUCGCUAAAGCUUUUCUUGAUACAGGAAAUGUUAAAAGAGAAAUGAUAGAAGAUAAUGGAAGUAAUGAUCAAAUGUUUCAUUCACAAGAAUCAUCUUCCGGAGGACCUGAUCGACUUAAAAUUAAAUCAUAUCGAACAUCACCUUAUAAUUAUUCACAAUUACAACAAAAAACAUCACCAACAAAUGAAAUGACAUUUUCUCCAUAUCCAUCAUCAUCAACUUCACCAUUCGAUAUAUCAUCAUAUUAUGCUCCAAUGCUAUCGAAUAAUUUUACAUACUCUUCGGCAUCAUCAUCACAACCACUAUUAACAGAUAAUACUGCUUAUUAUUCGAAUCCAUAUUAUCCACCAUCAUCUUCAUAUUAUUUUCCAUAUGGAACAUCAUCAUCUUCAUCAGCAUCAGUAGCUCAAUAUCCAUUUUUUACUCCUUUCAAUUAUCCUGUGAAUAAUAAUAGUGAUCUUGAUACGAAAUCAUUUUUUUAUAUGCAACCAUCGAUGAAUACUACAUCAACUGAUGACAAUCAUCUAACUUCAUUAUUACCAAUGCCAAAUGAUAAUGGACAAUACUAG
Molecule: messenger RNA, 1143 nt
Organism: Adineta steineri
Lineage: Eukaryota; Metazoa; Rotifera; Eurotatoria; Adinetida; Adinetidae
Source: the annotation of a GenBank genome assembly